AUGGAACAACUUAGUAACUCUUCAUUUAAGUUCUUUUCCCUCGGAGGGAGCAAUGAAGUUGGACGGUCCUGUCAUAUCCUGCAGUUCAAGGGAAAGACCAUUAUGUUGGAUGCAGGUGUUCACCCAGCGUACGAAGGUCUCUCUUCAUUACCCUUCUAUGACGAAUUUGAUCUUUCAACGAUAGAUGUUUUGUUAAUUUCACAUUUUCAUGUAGACCAUGCAGCCUCGCUGCCCUAUGUGAUGCAGAAGACCAAUUUUCAAGGCAGAGUUUUCAUGACACACCCAACAAAAGCAAUUUACAGAUGGCUCCUGAGAGAUUUCGUGAGGGUCACUAGUAUUGGUGCAUCGUCAUCGGGUAAAGAUGAAAAUUUGUAUUCCGACGAAGACUUGGCCGAGUCCUUUGAUCGAAUUGAAACAGUCGAUUUUCACUCUACGGUAGAGGUUAAUGGCAUUAAAUUUACUGCAUUUCACGCAGGUCACGUUCUCGGUGCUGCCAUGUAUCAACUUGAAAUAGCUGGUAUCAGAAUUUUAUUUACCGGUGAUUAUUCGCGAGAAGUGGAUCGUCAUUUAAACUCUGCUGAAGUGCCGCCUUUGCCCUCGGAUGUUCUUAUCGUUGAGUCUACCUUCGGUACUGCAACUCACGAACCUCGUGCAAGUCGGGAGCGUAAAUUGACACAAUUGAUCCACAACACUGUGAUUAAAGGUGGGCGGGUUCUGCUACCCGUAUUUGCACUGGGAAGAGCGCAAGAAAUUAUGCUUAUAUUGGACGAAUAUUGGUCUAAUCAUUCUGAUGAUCUGGGAGGUGGUCAAGUACCAAUUUAUUACGCUUCCAAUCUGGCAAGGAAGUGCAUGAAUGUCUUUCAAACAUACGUGAAUAUGAUGAACGAUGAUAUUCGUCGCAAAUUUAGAGACUCUCAAACAAACCCUUUCAUUUUCAAAAACAUUUCAUAUUUGAAAAAUUUAGAAGAAUUUCAAGACUUCGGACCUAGCGUUAUGUUGGCUUCUCCAGGUAUGUUGCAAAGUGGUCUCUCUAGAGAUAUCCUGGAGAAAUGGUGCCCUGAGGGAAAAAAUUUGGUACUUAUCACUGGUUACUCAAUUGAAGGUACAAUGGCCAAAUUUUUGAUGCUUGAACCGGAGUCUAUUCCUUCGAUCAAUAACCCAGAAUCUACAAUACCAAGACGUUGCCAAGUUGAUGAAAUUUCAUUUGCUGCGCAUGUGGAUUUUCAGGAAAAUCUCGAAUUUAUCGAACAAAUCAGUGCAAACAAUAUUAUUCUUGUUCAUGGAGAAUCGAAUCCUAUGGGUCGUCUGAAGUCGGCAUUAUUAUCAAAUUUUGGAUCACUAAAAGGAACCGAAAAUGAAGUUCGUGUUUUUAAUCCUAGAAAUUGUGUUGAAGUAAUAUUGGAAUUCAAGGGGAUAAAAAUCGCCAAAGCAGUAGGAAACAUUGUUGAUGAAAUACAAAGGGAAGAAAUUAUUGCAGCCAAUAAUAAUAAGGAUGGAUCAAGGGUUGAAAAAAAGGAAGACGAUGUUGAAAUCAAGGCAGAGCAAAGUACUAACAAGGAUAUGACAAAUACUGUAAAUAAUGCAAUUGACUUAAAACCUGUGAAGAAAAAUGAAAUCAAGGAAGAAAAUAGAGAACUGCAGAAUGGUAAUGAGGAGGAAAUUAUUGUUUCUGGAAUAUUAGUUUCAGACGAAAAAAAUUUUGAUUUAAAUUUUGUUUCACUAACUGAUUUGAGAGAACAUCAUACAGAGUUGUCGACCACAGUGCUGAGAGAGAGACAAAAAGUCCAUGUGGACUGUAAAAAGGAACUCAUAUAUUGGCAUCUUUGUCAGAUGUUUGGAGACGUUGGAGUGUUGUUGGAUGAGGACAAUGUCACAAAUAUGGUAAAACAGGAGAAUGGGAAUCGUAAUCAUACGGAGAGUGAAGACCAAAAUGGGAAACUGGUGUUACAGGUUAUGAAUGAUAUAAAAUUGACCGUGGUUGAUAGUACUGCUGCUUUAGAAUGGAGUCAGGGUUUAAUCACUGAUGCAGUCGCAGACUCGAUCGUAGCAAUAUUAAUGAGUGUUGAUUCUGCACCUGCUAGCGUGAAAAUGAGUAGCCAUUCUUGCGGCGGUCACCACUGCCAUCAUCCAGAGCACACACCUGACGAGGUACUACAACGAAAUUCAGUCUGGAAAGUUAAGCAGAUAUCAAACUUAUUCAAAGAGCAGUUUGGCGACUCUUUCACUUUGCUUCUUGAAAAAGGUGAUGAUCAUGAUAUGAAAGAUGAAGAUAUAUAUGGCGUUAUCACUAUUGGCAAAAAUAGUGCCCGGAUAAACUUUUCACAAAUGAAAAUAGAAGAAUGCAAUUCGAACCCUUUAAAAGGUCGGGUAGUGAGAAUCCUGGAUAUGGGCGCCGAUCUGGCGGCUUCGCUGUGCUAA
This is a messenger RNA of Zygotorulaspora mrakii, 2418 nucleotides long. RefSeq names its product cleavage polyadenylation factor subunit YSH1 (gene YSH1). NCBI's taxonomy places the organism in Eukaryota, Fungi, Ascomycota, Saccharomycetes, Saccharomycetales, Saccharomycetaceae. Bases 1 to 2418 code for a protein of 805 amino acids. Gene Ontology annotation, cellular component: mRNA cleavage and polyadenylation specificity factor complex. The transcript has a single exon. Gene Ontology annotation, molecular function: RNA endonuclease activity; 5'-3' exonuclease activity; RNA binding. The record is from RefSeq and is a predicted model, not a curated record. Gene Ontology annotation, biological process: mRNA 3'-end processing by stem-loop binding and cleavage.